CGGAGCCUCCAAGCAGUCUCUUGGCAACCGGAUCUGGCCGCCAAACCGCCAAAGCUUGUGGCGCGAUGUCCUCUGGGAACUGUAGUAUAGUUGGAGGGGCCUUUUAGGAGUCUCGUGACUGCAGACUCACGGGCUGCGGACUACAACUCCCGACGUCCACCAUGAGGGCCACUGGGUGGGAAGGGCCCCCCGCGAGCUCUGUCCGGGGUUCCAUGCUCCCCAAUGACAGCAGCGGCAGCAAGCAGGCGGGCGCUUCUCCGGCGCCAGGGCCUCCUGUUCCCCGAGGGGCGACACUGGACACUUCCCCACGUGACUCCCAUCCCUUGGUCCCAGGUCUGUGCAUGGCGAAGUCUCCGGAGAACUCUACCCUGGAGGAGAUUCUGGGGCAGUAUCAACGGAGUCUCCGGGAGCGUGCGAAUAGAAGCAUUCACCAGCUACAGAGCGCCCUAAGAGAAGGCGACGGUGGUGUUGGAGAAGGCGCACCAGACGCCCCGUGUGGCACCGGCGUGGAAAGUGAGGACCCUGGGGCAGCCUGGCAGGAGCUGCAGUACAGCCAUGCCGUCAAUCAGCUCAAAGCUCUGUUGCGCCAACAGGCAGCUAAGGAAAGUGAGGUGUCUCCAUCGAGAAGGCGAAAUGCGUCCCCUCUGAGGUCAUCAGAGUCGGAGGAAGCCAAUAUGCCUACUGUAUACAAUCUCGUUCCCAUCGUCAAUGACCAGUCUCAAUACAUUCAUCAUUUAGAGGCAGAAGUCAAGUUCUGCAAGGAGGAACUCUCUGGAAUGAAAAAUAGGGUUCAAGUAGUUGUGCUUGAAAAUGAAAGGCUCCAACAAGAGCUGAAAUCUCAGAGACAAGAGGAAGCAAUGAGGGAACAAACACUUCUGGAUGCAUCUGGAAACCUGCAGAAUUCUUGGAUUACAACAGGCGACGGCUCUGGGAUGAAUGAAGGUGCCAAGAGGCGACUCUCCCAGGGCAAUGCAGAUGCAGUCAAAGGUCCAUCGGCUGGUGAGGCUGACAAAUGGAAGCUAGAGCUGGAGAAGCUAAAACUUACUUAUGAAGAAAAGGGUGAGAUCCUGGAAUCGCAAUUGAAAAUCUUGAGGAAAGACCUAGCUGAAUAUCAGAAAAAUUGUGAAGAUCUUAAAGAGCGACUAAAGCAUAAAGAGUCUCUUCUCGCUGCUAAUAUGUCUAACCGUGUGGGUGGCCUUUGUUUGAAAUGUGCUCAGCACGAAGCUGUUCUCUCCCAAACCCAUAGUAACGUUCACGUGCAGACUAUUGAGAGACUGACCAAGGAAAGGGAUGACUUAAUGUCUGCGCUGGUCUCCGUCAGGAGCAGCUUGACAGAUGUGCAACAGAGAGAAGCCGGGGCUUAUGAGCAGGUGAAACAAGCCAUGCACAUGACCGAGGAGGCCAACUUCGAGAAAACCAAGGUUUUAAUCCAGUGUGAGCAGUUGAAGAAUGAACUGGAAAGGCAGACAGAGCGACUGGAAAAAGAACUCGUGUCUCAGCAAGAGAAAAGGGCCUUUGAGAAGGAGACAAUGAGAAGAGAAAUAACAAAGGAACGGGAGGACCUGGGAUCAAAGAUGUUGUCCCUGUCUCAAAACAUUGCCCAACUGGAGGCCCAGGUUGAAAAGGUUACAAGAGAGAAGAUUUCAGCUAUUAAUCAGCUUGAGGAAGUUCAAAACCAGCUUGCUUCCAAAGAAAUGGAUGUCACAAAGGUGUGUGGGGAAAUGCGCUAUCAGUUGAAUAGAACCAAAAUGGAGAAGGAUGAAGCGGAAAAGGAACACAGAGAGUACAGAACAAAAACUAAAAGGGAUCUUGAAAUUAAAGAUGAGGAGCCCAUGGGCACAUUAUCCUUCCCGUCAACUCCUUUGUAUCUCUUCAGCGGAGAGCGCUCCUGCCCGUCUGAGAGAACGCUUCUCGCACAAAAAAAAAAAAAAAAAGAAAAGAAAAAAAAAAGAAAAAGAAAAAGAAAAAAGAAAAAAAAAAAGAAGACAUUUGGUAUGGAGGAGAAUGAAAAAUCUGUGCCCCAGUUUUUCUUUGAAAUUUUUCUGUAGGCAACAGGUACACACACACAUACACACACGGAGUCCAUUAUGGGAGUUGAAAACAUAUUAAAAAAAUGUCAUAAUGAGUUCCCACACAUCCGUCACCUAGGUUCAUCAUUUUGCCAGUCCUGUUCUAGCUCACAUGCUUUCUCUCCUCCUUCCUCUUCUCUGUCACUGUCUGUUUCUCCGUCUUCUCUUCCACAGCCUGUUCAUCUGUCUCCUUCUUCUGUUGCUCCUUUUGCUGAAGCGUUUGAGGCAGAUCUCAGACAUGAUGUUAUUUCACCCGUGAACCCCUCAGCCUGUGUCUCUGGAGGAUUUUUUUUUUUUUUUUGUAAUCGCUAUGUCGCUGUCACCCCUGACAAUACUAACAAUACUUCUUUAAAAUCUCGUCCUGCCCGGCCCGUACUCAGGCUUAUGCUGACCAUCUCCGUGGUGCCCCUUUCACAGCUGGUUUAUCCAAACUCGACACGCGGGUGUGUUUUGUAUGUCAGAAUGUUACGGGUUGAUCUUCUUGAAUAGGGCAUAAGAGGAUAUCCCAGCAAAAUUUCAACUUUAUUAUCUGUUGGUGUCCUAUUAAGUUUCGUACAUACGUGUUGGCUGGGCCUUAUACAAGGUGACUCGUCCGUCGUCGUUCUGAAGAAAUAAGAAUUCCUCCUCCAGCAGCUGCGUGAGGGAGGGGCCCCAUGCGGCAGCCCCGGUCAGCAGAUCCCAUUAGAGUCGGAAACCCACAGUUCAUGAUUAACUUCCGAGCCUUACGUUUAAGGUUGGGGAAUGCUGGGGAAGCCCUCUUACAUAGCGCUGCCUAAGUGGAAGUUUCCUUGUCACCUUCCCUUCUAGUACAUGAAUCUCAGAAAGUGAUUCUUGAGAGCACAAAGGGUUGAGCAGGGCAUCCUGUAAAAGGAAAAUGCAGGGGCCUGUGUCCAAAAUGCAGGAAGAACGUGCUGCUAGAGGUAUUACAAUGUAAAACAUUGUCCUUUCUUCUAGAAUGUCUCUCUCUGUCUCUCCCUCCCUUCCCUUUUCUCUCUCCCUCUUGCCCAGUAUUUGCUGUUUGACUUCAGACCACGUCCCGCACAGGCAUGCUCGUGGGGCCCGGUGGGCCUGGUGGGGCCCGGGUCAGGAAGGGCAGAGACUCCGUGCUGGAUCUCCCGAGCGUGCAGCAGUGAUGGCAGCUGGAGGCAGGGAUGGUCACCCCCGUGUCCUGGGCUGUCUGUCAGGGGUGACACACUCAACCUAAUCUUCCCCAGGCUCACAUCCGGGCUCCUCCCAGAGGCAGAGGGCAACAGCAGAACAGAACCCGUCCCUCCCCGCCCUCACACUGCCAAGACCUGGUUCUACCCGAGGCAGAGGGCGGCCAGAUCCCCAGGGCUGGGCCAGAAGAGGCAGCGGCAGGGGACGGUGUCUGAGUCUCGGGGCUGCUGGGAGGUGGUGAAGAGAGAAGACCACAGCUAUGAAGGCGUUGGGGGGGGGUGUCCCACUGGCCCAUCAGACAUCUCUGACAAAGCACACAGGCCAAUAAUCAAUCAUUACAGAUGUCAAGAUGUCGACCACAGAGCAGUAGACAGCAGAGCCCAGCACCCUUCUAAACACGGAGCUCUGGACGACUGCCCCGGCCACACGCCCGCGAUGCUGCCAAGGCCAUGGGGAUGGGCAGGCGCUGCAGGUAGAUACACACCCACUUACACAUAUGGUUGUGCACGAGUGUUUACCACGCCCAUAUGCCCCACACCCAUAAGAGGGGGCUGCCCAACUGCACCUCAGGGGCCGGUCUGACCCGCUGCCUGCUUUUACGAAUAAAGCUGUGUUAGAACCCAGCCCCUUCUGUUCACGCAUGAGCUGUCGAUGGCUGCUUCCCUCCGCACAGUCGAGCUGUGGUAGUGACCCCAUCCCCGUAGCCCAGUGACUGCAGUAUUUACUGUCUGAGCUUUUGUAGAAGUUUGUCUCCCCUGCCCCGGGUACAGAAAUAGAACUAGAUGGCUUGAGGUUCUCGUGCCUUACUGGAAGGCGGGGCUCUUUGAGUUUGGAGACUCAUCAGUCUCAGGUGGUAACUUAAUGGUUUCAGAGUAUUUUGCAGUAUGGGGCACGGCCUCACCCCUGGUCUCUUAGCCGUAGCAUUGCCACGUGAGUGUGCGGCAGGUUAGAGUGUCGUUACCGUAGUCGUGGCCUAUGGCUUAGUAAUGGCUUAGAUGAAAGGGGCUCCUGGGUGGCUCAGUCGGCUAAGUGUCUGCCUUCGGCUCAGGUCAUGACUGCAUGGUCCUGGGAUCCAGCCCUGUGUCAGGCUCCCUGCUCAGCAGGAAGCCUGCUCUCCACGCCCCUGCCCUGCCGCUCGUGCUCCCUCACCCUCUCUGUCUCACUCUCAA
Messenger RNA from Mustela erminea (ermine), 4396 nucleotides. RefSeq names its product SHH signaling and ciliogenesis regulator SDCCAG8 (gene SDCCAG8). The transcript is spliced from 13 exons. NCBI's taxonomy places the organism in Eukaryota, Metazoa, Chordata, Mammalia, Carnivora, Mustelidae. The coding region runs from base 162 to 2048 and encodes 628 amino acids. The record is from RefSeq and is a predicted model, not a curated record. Gene Ontology annotation, biological process: neuron migration; centrosome cycle; tube formation. Gene Ontology annotation, cellular component: centriole; centrosome.